Talaromyces stipitatus ATCC 10500 is the source of this 1470-nucleotide messenger RNA. RefSeq names its product FAD-dependent monooxygenase, putative. Gene Ontology annotation, molecular function: FAD binding. Lineage: Eukaryota; Fungi; Ascomycota; Eurotiomycetes; Eurotiales; Trichocomaceae. The record is from RefSeq and is a predicted model, not a curated record. The transcript is spliced from 4 exons. Bases 1 to 1470 code for a protein of 489 amino acids.
AUGGGAGACCAGAAGCCUUUUCGAGUUAUCAUAGUAGGUGGAGGAGUUGGAGGCCUUGCUGCCGCUCAUGCCUUUGAGAAGGCCAAUAUCGACCAUGUCGUCUUGGAGAAGGGCGAAAUUGCUCCAGCACGUGGAGCCAGUAUUGGCAUCUACCCACACGGAGCCAGGAUUCUCCAACAGUUCGGAACACUCAAAGCUGUUGACGACGAAACGUACCCAAUAGAGAAGGCCAAAGAUCUCCUACCUGACGGAACAGUCUUCGCCAACAGCGAUCUGUUCAAAUUUUUGAGACAAUACCAUGGGUAUCCAAUCCCGGUCUUAGAGCGCAGGCGUUUCCUAGAAAUCAUGUACGAGGCGCUCUCUGACAAAUCUGCCGUCAAGCCGCAUACCGAGGUUGUGGACAUUAUCGACUCAGAAGAUGGUGUCAAGGUGGUACUCGCUGACGGAGGCAUUGAAGAGGGUGACUUGGUGUUAGGAGUCGAUGGAGUCCAUAGCCUGGUCAGAAGCCUUAUGUGGAGGAAUGCCAACACGGCUGUUCCAGGAAUGAUCACUGCGAAUGAGAAGAAGAGUCUCUAUGCCGACUAUAGUCUUCUGAUUGGUUUCAGCGAAACAAAAGCGGAGAUGAGCCAGAGCGAUCUGACUUGCACUCACUACCCUGGAAAAUCGUUCUUGGUUAUUGGAGGCAAAAAACACACGUUCUGGUUUGUAUUCUUCAAGAACGAAAGAGUGCACUGGCCCGCCCUCCCAAGGUGGACCAAGGCAGAUGCAGAGAGACGCGCCGCUGAAUGCAUGGACUGUCCCAUCUCAGAAACUCAAGUUUUCGGGGAGCUCUGGAAAACCGCCAUCCGGACUGAGCUUGUCAACGUGGAAGAAGGUCUCUUCAAACAUAUGUUUUUCGGACGUGUUGUUCUCGCCGGCGACGCUGUCCACAAGAUGACGCCGAACAUUGGACUGGGUGGUAACUCUGCUAUGGAGAGCAUCGUCGUCCUCACUAACCUCCUCAACAAGGCUAUAAAGGAGCAUCCACAGGGUAAACCAGACAGGGCGGCUCUUCAGAGUUUGCUCACUGAGUACCAGAAGGAACGGCAAGUGCGAAUGCGCCAGUUUAUAGACUUUUCCUCUCUGGCAACCAAGACUCAGGCUUGGGAGAACCUCUGGUAUAAGAUUCUCUCCCGCGUCAUCCCUUUCUUGCCGGAUGACACCUUUGCAAAACAGGCCAGCGCUCUAUUCAAGGCUGCGCCCAAACUCGACUUUGUCCCUGUACCCGGGAACCUAAAGGGGACGGUGAAGUGGGAUGAUGAGGUGUUGGAAAUAAAGAAUAGGAAAGUGAUAUCAGCACCGUCUCUGGGUGAAUGGACACAAAGUAUGUUAAGAUGGACCGUCAAGCCUAUCCUGAGCUUGUGUGUAAUGUUGUCAUUCCUUUUUGUGGUUCGAGGAUCGAAAGCUAGUGAGGUGACUGAAAGCGCUUGA